Molecule: messenger RNA, 1773 nt
Organism: Xiphias gladius (swordfish)
Lineage: Eukaryota; Metazoa; Chordata; Actinopteri; Istiophoriformes; Xiphiidae
Product: probable G-protein coupled receptor 160
Exons: 2
Coding region: 166-1266 (366 amino acids)
Cellular component (GO): signaling receptor complex; plasma membrane
Source: RefSeq, a predicted model, not a curated record
CGAUGAGUCUUGAUGAAAGCAUGCAGGGCCUCAAACUUGCAUUACUGGACAAGAGUUAAGCAUCUGGAUUGCCAUUGAUUCUCACUGGACUAGGAUAACCCUGAGCAGAGAGAGCUUUUCCUGGAGCCUCCUCACAGUGAACUGAGCACCGUUGCAAUAACUUAAAUGCUGACAGAGUUGCCAGCGUCUCUGGAAAUUAAACACACCGUCAAAAUGCUGGCCAUAAUAAAGCAAUGGGAGGAGGCAUCUAGCUGUCAUACAGACAAUACUGAGAAGUAUCUGUUGCUUAUGCUUUUCAAGUUGGGAAUGGACGCAGUUGUCUUUUACAUAUGCUGCUGGAAGCUGUGUACCUCCUUUUUGAGCAUGUGCAGCCUGUCCAUCAUCCUGGCUGACAUGGCGAUGGCAUUUUGUAUGGCAGCUGUGUGGUUUCUCGGGGCUGAGAGGUCCCUUGUGUCACCCUGCUUCCUUUUGGCUCACACCUCAGCAAUAUUUGGAGCACUGCCACUGCCCAUGAUGUGCCUAGGUUCAUUUGACUACUGUAUAGAAGACACCUGCAGUGGCAACCAGAGCGCCUUGUGCAAAGGCCUCAGGAACGUGGUCUUGACAUUGCUGGUAUGGAUGCUGGCUGUUAUUUACUCCUUUGGUUUUGUGAAAGCUGAUCUGAUGAUACUGGAUUUUGCAACAGGGAUAAAGGUUGGGGUGUGUGAAGUAGAGGAGUCUCCAUUGGUUAACUACUUCAUUUUCGGGCUUUUCACCACAGUAAUUUUUACAAUGCUGCCCUUUUGGUCAAGCAUUCCCCGGUGGGUGAAAGAGGCUGACAGGUUAUGUGAAUUGAGGGACGCGCAAGAGAACCAGAGGAGCGACUUGCUCAUUUCAACCCCCACCACGGAGCAAAAAAGCAGUAAGGAGGAUUAUCUGGAGGAGACCAUCCAGUCACGACCGCCUCUUUGGUUCAGCCUAAUUCUAGGCUUUACUAUGUUUUGGAUUCCUUAUCUCGCAUUGUCUGCAGCUUGUCUGGUCUUAGUCAAUUCAGUACCUGCCUACAUCAGCGUUAACCUUCUGUGGUUGGAGUGCACCAACACUUUACUGGGGGGUGUGGUGUUCUGGGUGAACAGCAAGUCGGUAGGGCCAUACAGCCGUCUACCAGGAAAUGUGUGUUUAUGGAAUGUUUACUGGCAUUUGAGCAAAGGAACAUGGCAGCAGCAGCUCCCCAUAGCUGUAUUUAACCCAUCAAAAGAGAAAAGAAACACUCUUCACUAUGUGUAAUAUAAAAAAGCUCAACAAUAAUCCCUUUACGUCACAGACAUGGGAGCCUAAAGCAAAAGUGAAAACCAUGAUACGGGGAAGUGAAUUAAGACUACAUGAGAAUGAGCAUGCCUGUUCGAAUAGUCCACCUAUGUUAACACCGCGACAGUCAAAACGCUUGGACACAGAAAUGCUGCAUCUCUUCAUCUCUCCAUCAGCACACGCAUAAGUUCUCUGGAGCAAAGAAUUAAACAGGAAAAUGUUGAAGCUGACAAAGAGACUGCAACUAGACUUCUAAAUGUAAGUCUUUGAGGAGUUGAGCAGCAAAGUAUUGCGAAAAUGCUGCGGCCAUUAUGCUAAGCUUUCGUAAAUAUUUACCAUCAAUUUUAUUAUUUUGUAGAUUCAUUUGUAUAUGUUUGUCAUAAAGUCCUACCUUAAGAUAAUUCUACAAUUUAGGGAAAUGUUAUGAUGACUAAAGAUUUAUAUUUAACCCCAUCUGAGAAGCCCAAACAGGUGUGGCUAUCUAAA